CCUGCCUCCCAUGUUAAAUAUCAUCUGCCAUACUUUACCCCAGAAGAGGUUGAACGCAUGUCAGAACGCCAAAGGGGCAAGCUCUCUAUGACACAGGAGGAGAAGCAGCGGCAACAAGCCUGCGGGUUUAUAGAAGCUGUAGGGUCCAAGAUUGGCUUCCCCAGAAAGACAAUCGCCACCGGGCAGAACCUCUAUCACCGCUUUCAUCUCUUCUUCCCGCGGAAGGAUUUCAACUACCACGACGUUUCGUUAGCUGCUCUGUACGUUUCCACCAAGAUGCACGACACCCUAAAGAAACCGCGCGAAAUUCUUAUGGUAUCCUACGCCGUGCGUUUCCCUGAGCUGGCAGCGAAGUCAAAAUCCAUUGCCGGGGAAGUCGACAUGGAUCCACAAACGGUUGAGCAGGAUCGAGGACGUCUUCUGGCCGUGGAGCGGCUGAUCCUUGAGACAGUCUCCUUCAACUUUACGUCCAGGAUGCCCUUCCCCUACAUCAUAAAGAUGAGUCGCGCGCUCGGAGUGCCCAAGAAGUUGUCUAAGCUUGCCUGGCGUCUUACCAUUGACAGCUUUCGAACUCUUGUCAACUUGUCAUACCCAUCUCACGUUGUUGCUCUUGCUUGCGUAUACCUCUCGUCACUGCUGUCAUCAUUCGAGCAAGCACCAAUUCCCGUGCAGCCCGGGUACCACACAGCACAUGAACUUGCGGAAACGCUGGGAAGACGCGGGGAAUGGGAGACAAAGUUUCAUUGUCAAGUAGAGGAUCUUGAGGAGAUUGCGCACUCAAUAAUUGAUCUGCUGAUGCAAGGCGGGCAGAACUCCACCGCCAAUACCUCUCCGAGUACACCAUCUUCACCGCACCCUUUGCGCACUCCACAUUCGUCCACGGCGCAUUCGCUACCACAGACGGUGCCGUACAAGUCAGAUCAGCUCAUGCGGCUGAAGAUCGCCAUGCGCGAAGUGGAACACCCGCCGCGACCGAGAGAUCCCCUGUGGCUGGGCGAAAUGCAAGCAGAGGAGGACGCGAUGAUGCUGGGAAGGAAUGAGGGGACUGUCCGAUUUUUGUUUGCGCCUCCAAUGUAUUUGGGCGAACAUUAGCCCGUUGUAUGCGCGUGAUCGAAUAAUAUCG
Messenger RNA from Phanerochaete carnosa HHB-10118-sp, 1123 nucleotides. RefSeq lists its product as uncharacterized. Gene Ontology annotation, cellular component: cyclin/CDK positive transcription elongation factor complex; nucleus. Gene Ontology annotation, biological process: regulation of transcription by RNA polymerase II; positive regulation of DNA-templated transcription, elongation. Bases 58 to 1092 code for a protein of 344 amino acids. The transcript is spliced from 6 exons. The record is from RefSeq and is a predicted model, not a curated record. Gene Ontology annotation, molecular function: cyclin-dependent protein serine/threonine kinase activator activity. Lineage: Eukaryota; Fungi; Basidiomycota; Agaricomycetes; Polyporales; Phanerochaetaceae.